UGAGCUACUAGCCUAUGAAUAAUCGACCAGUACUGACCCCUUGAUACCCUCCCUGUCCUGUCUGUCCCCACCUCUUUCUCCUUCUCAAUCUACCCAAAAAAUCCUCUGCUCCUCGUCUCCCCUGCCCUCUCUGCUGAGACCUCCCCUUAAGGGCAACUGAGGCGAUUCUGCGCAGAUACCCGAGUGGUUAUUUCGAAGAUGGAUUGUUUCGGGUAUCAGCAGAACGCCAUGGGAGCCUGCGAGGGGAUGGGGAUGGAGCCGGUGAUUUGCCCUAAACCACGUCGUUUUGGGUUCGCAAGAUGCCCAAUCAAUCACCAACCGGAGAUGGGCGAUGCAGCAGCAGCCAAUGAGCUCCUGGAUAUCAUUCUUCCUGAGCAGGGAGUUUAUGAUCCUGAGAGGCCUUCGCCGCCAUUUCUUCUUGGAUCUCCACCUUCAAGGGCCUCGAACCCAGUAGUCCAAGAUGCGCGGUUCAUGGAGGACAGGCUAGUUCACUCAUCUUCUCCAGCUCCACCAUCCACAUCAGCUCGUAAUGGAGGAGGAUUCACUCGAAUGAAGUUUGGGCACAAACCUGCUCCCGUUAGGAUCGAGGGGUUCAACUGCAGCAUCUCCGCAAUGGCAUAAUGCGGAGGAGAGGAAAAGGAGCCAAAGAUCUAGGGAAAGAAUUUUUGACAUGAGAGAGCAGGGGACAAAUAAUUGUGUUACUUCCUGUACAUAAGAGUCGAGUAAGUCGGCCAGUUUGUGCUGAUUUCUGUGUUUGGUCUUUCAAGACUUGCGUCUGUAAUUAUGAGGGUGAUGAAGGGAUGCCAAAGUUUUUUGCAGAAUAAAGAAGGAGAUGGGAACAAAGAAUUCCUUCCCUUGUUAGGGUGUUUUGCUCAAUAGUUUGUUGAGAAGUUCCAAUGAGCUUCUGCUCGUCGCUUUGUCGAUAUGUGAUCGGUGUCCUAUCAGUUCGCUAAUCUUCCUUUUGUUAUCUGUAAAUUUGGAUGAAAUCAAGGCAAGAAAUGAAUAUUGCAUAUUGGGGUCA
Molecule: messenger RNA, 1021 nt
Organism: Punica granatum (pomegranate)
Lineage: Eukaryota; Viridiplantae; Streptophyta; Magnoliopsida; Myrtales; Lythraceae
Source: RefSeq, a predicted model, not a curated record